CCAGUUCAAGCUUUCAAAUAUGAAAGCUCUAUCUGCACAUGUGUUGCAUAUAACCUAAUAAGUAAAUAAGUAAAAAAAAGUAUUACAUUAUUACGGUGAACAUUUUAUGUUUUAAAGAAUUUUAUAUAUUGGACAUUUUAAUAUAAAAAUUUUACUAAUUUGGAAAUAGACAUUAAAAAUGCGGAAUACUAGCAAUAGAACUAAGAAAAAGAAACUUUCAUGGAUAUGUAGGAAGAAGAUAAAAUCACAGAAAUCAAAGAAACCAACACAAAAGAUAGAUAACAAUACAGAUGAAAAUAAGAAACCUAGGAUUAUUGUUCGCAAUUUACCAUUUAAGACAACUCCAGAAGAUGUGAAAAAAUUGUAUGAACCAUUCGGAGAAAUAUUAGAAAUAAAUUUUCCAAAACGGUCAGAUGGCUCCCCAGUAGGAUGUUGUUUUAUUCAAUUUAAACAGCUAAAAGAUGCUUCAAAAGCAAUAUUUAGUACAAAUAAAAAGGAAUUUCUUGGUAGAAUAAUAAAUAGUAGUUGGGCUGUUUCAAGAUCAAAAUACUGUGAAAAGUUGAAAAAAGAAUCAGAAGAAGCAGAAAAUUUGGAUAAUGAACAUGGCACAAGUGAGGCUACAGAGAGAAAUCAAGAUAAAAAACAUGAAAAUAAACAAAUGAAACAGGAUGAAGCUGAAGAAGAAGAUCCAUCUAAACAGGAAACAUUAUUACAAAUAAAAAGGGAAAGGAGAAGAUUGCUCAAGGACAAAAAUAAAAAAAAGAGAGCAAGAAUUGUAAUAAGAAAUUUAUCAUUCCAGGCAACUGAAGAAGACUUGAAAAAACAUUUUUCUCCAUAUGGGGCAGUAGAAGAAAUCAAAAUUCUGAAGAGAAGUGAUGGCAAAAAUAUAGGAUGUGCAUUUUUACAAUUUGAACAUGUACAAAGUGCAGCUAAAGCUAUACAUUAUACAAACUUACAACCACUUCUAAAUAGACCCAUUAUAGUUGAUUGGGCAGUAUCUAAAAAUAAAUUUGAACAAAAUAAUUCUGAAAAUAAACAGGAAGAUGAAGUUAGAGUAAAGGUGGAAGAAGAAAGUGACAUAGAAGAUACAGAUAAUACAAAAAAAUUAAGUUUAAACGGAGAGCUAGGGGGUGAGGAUGAAAAAUUCGAUAUUGUCACAGAAAAUGUUGAAUUCGAUAAUGAUUGUUUAGAUGAAGUAGAAAUAGAAAAUGAAAAUGAAGUAUCUGAAAACAAUGAAGAAGAUGAACACGAAGAACAAGGAAAGAUAGAUGUAAAAGAAACAAAACCAAGUUUCAAAUCUCAUGAUGUUUCUGAAGGAAAAACUAUAUUUCUAAAAAACGUACCAUUUUCAGUAAAAAAUGAUGAGUUGAAGAAAUACAUGGAACGAUAUGGACCUGUUUAUUAUGCUCUCAUAUGUAUAGAUCCAUUAACUGAAUUUUCAAGAGGUACAGCAUUUGUUAAAUUUAAGAAUGUUGAAGAUGCUGAAAAGUGUUUAGCAGCAGGGAAUGAAUUGCAAAUGGAAGAUCAAAUACUUGAAGCACACAGAGCAUUGGAUAGAAAUGAAAUUGAAGAUAAGGCAAAUUCAAAACAAUACAAACAAAAGGAUUCUAGGAAUUUAUAUCUUGUAAAGGAAGGAGUUGUAUUAGCUGGAAGUUCAGCUGCAGUUGGAGUUUCAGCGACAGAUAUGUCAAAACGGUUGCAAAUAGAACGAUGGAAAUCACAGAUAUUGCGAAAUUUAAAUAUGUUCGUGUCCAGAGUACGACUUGUUGUUCAUAAUUUACCAGCUACGUUAAAUGACGAUAAAUUCAGAAAAAUCCUUGAACGUCAUAGUCCUCCUACAGCGGUUAUAAGAGAGGCACGUAUUAUGCGAGAUCCAAAAAAUGUGGAUCUAAAGGGAGUGUGGAAAUCGAAAGAAUAUGGAUUCGUUUCGUUUACGAAACACCAAGAUGCACUUGAGACUUUGAGAAGUGUGAAUAAUAAUCCAAAUAUAUUCACUCCUAAAAGGAGACCAAUUGUAUCCUUCUCAAUAGAAAACCGAGUAAUGGUGAAUGCCAAACAAAAGAGACUUCAAAAAAGUCGCGAAAAUAAUCCUCUUUGGUCAGGAAACAAAGUUAAAGCAAAAAGAGAAGAUACAAACCAAGAAAUUGCAGUGAAACGACUAGAAACUGAAAAUAAGGACAAGUUUAAUAUAAAACCGUACACCGGAAUGGUUGGAAAACCUGGUGAAAAUAAAUUACGGUCAAAAUACAAUUUAAAAAUUCAAGCAAUGGUGCAUAGUCAAGCAGUAAAAAAAGAGAAAAAGAUCAAGAAGUCUUCUAAAAAAUUAGAAAUGAAAAGGAAGCAAAGAAUUGCCGAUAGAAAUGAAGUUAAACCAAAACAAAGAACGAAAGUAAACCACGAUGAUGUGAAUUUGGAGAAACUUGUAAAUAAAUACAAAGACAAAUUAAAAUCGAUAGAAUUGAAAAAAUCUAAAUGGUACGAAUCGUAGAAUUUAAUUGUAGGAAUUUUACGAUAAGAAAUUAUACUGAAAAGCUAAUUUCUGUAUACACGUUAUAAAGAAAAAUAAAACGGCAAAACGUU
Molecule: messenger RNA, 2580 nt
Organism: Bombus pascuorum
Lineage: Eukaryota; Metazoa; Arthropoda; Insecta; Hymenoptera; Apidae
Product: RNA-binding protein 28-like
Exons: 11
Coding region: 179-2488 (769 amino acids)
Molecular function (GO): RNA binding
Source: RefSeq, a predicted model, not a curated record